CAAAGCGAAGCGAACAACAUCCAAGGCCAAAUACAAAAGGCGAUCUUCGCAAUUUGUUUUGAACCUCGGGUACAAGGGCAAACAAAAUACGCACCGGCAUUUGAGGGAAAAGCCUUCCUUAGCGAAGGCGUCCUAAAAAUGUGGUGCCAUGACGACCGAGCCCUAUCCUGGCUUAAGGAACUUGUUCCCAAACUGACUUCCCCAAAGGUGGGAACAGGGCUCACAGUGAUACAACAAUCCGACAUACCGGUCAGGGUGAGGUCAGGGCUUUUUGUACCCGACUUCGAUGCGGAGAUUGGACACCUUUACGAAGUCCUCUCACUGCAAAACCCUUGGUACAACGUAUCGCUGUGGACCCUGUACAGCUACCAAAAGACCACCAGCAGCCCUCCUGGAGUAUUCCUAAUAUUAGGAAUACCCAAGGAAGAGCUACCCAACAUCCUAGCACGCGGCCGGAAAGUCGCCUAUUCCACGGGCUCGAUCUACAUACGCUUCUUCACGGACGAAGGGCUAAGCGACGUACCACCCGAACAGGAGGCAACGUCAGCAACACCUGGGCCAAGAAUGGAAGUAGACGAGCCAUGUGGAGUACGGGAAACGACACCAGAACCCUCCGUUGGCACUGUCCUCGACAACAUUGAGGCGCUGCUCACGGAGGGUCAGGCCGACCACCCGCAAAGAGCCAACACCAACACAGUAGACCCGACAGCCCCCGCCGCGAAACCACCGGCGCAGAGGGCACCAUAAUCAAAAUCGUCCAAACCAACCUCCAGCAUAAACACCUUGCGACGGCUACCCUUCGUAGACAGCUGGAGGUUGAAGCCGACACCGUCGCCCUGAUUCAGGAGCCAUGGGUCAGAGCCAACAACAUACGCGGAUUUGGAAACUGCAACGAGACAUGACAGCAGUCGUCAUAAAGAGUGGACUCCACCAAGGCAUGAACGCGACACCAAAACCGCUGGUGCUAGCGUCACUAUACAUGCCAAUUGAACAACAAAUACCACCAAAAGAACUAACAGACCUGAUAACACACUGCGAGGUGAAC
Pararge aegeria (speckled wood butterfly) is the source of this 1045-nucleotide messenger RNA. RefSeq lists its product as uncharacterized. The transcript has 2 exons. Lineage: Eukaryota; Metazoa; Arthropoda; Insecta; Lepidoptera; Nymphalidae. Bases 139 to 747 code for a protein of 202 amino acids. The record is from RefSeq and is a predicted model, not a curated record.